AUGGACAGCGAAAGCGAAAACGAGCAGGGGAAGGAACAUGCGAACGGGAAGGUGAACAACAUGGAGGAGGUACACGAAUUUGUGUUCUCCCAAAAGGAGAAGGUAAAGAGGGAGCAUAUAGAACUAAUUAAGAAUAACAUCGAGGACAUUUUGAAGGCGGGCAAUGAAGAGCUGUUUGGGUUGCUUAAUUUGCUGUUUUUCACGAAGGAUACCAAUUAUGUAAAGAACAAUUUAUGCAUUUGCCUGCACCAGUUAUCCAGAACAUUGAGUGAAAUAAAUGUAGAGGAUGUGAAAAAGAAGGUUUUUAAAUAUAUAUUGAAAAAGUUAGAAUACGGGAAGUACAGCUAUUUCGAUAGAGCCCUUUUUUGUAAGAAGUUUUUGUCCUUCUGUUCAGCGUACGAGGAUUUCUCAUCAGAAUUGAGGAACGUAAAAUGCUUCCAUGACUUAUUUGUGAAUUGUCUAUCAUUCUUAGAUAUCCUCUUCUACAGUAAUGAUAAGCUGAGCGAGGCGGGACACAAAUUUCGUAUGCUAAAGAAGGGGGUCAUCAAAAAGUUGAUGGUAAUUUUUUCCAACACAUGUAACAUAAGUAAGAAUGAGAAGGUUGAGGAAGAGAUGGAUUACAUACUAAAUAUGUACACGAAUGAUAAAUAUUUUUCCUACCUAAUUGUAGAAUCAUUUGGUCUAUUUUUAUGUAAAAAUAGCGAAAAGAACCUUUUGGAUAGAAAAAAAUAUGUGGACAGAUUUACCAACAAUUUUAUUAACCUUUUAAAUUCAAACAAAGAAAUUUUACUAAAAAUUAAUAGAUCAUUUAAGUACAUUUUUCAAAGUGGAAAGGAUGAUAAAAUAUUCCAGAGCAUCCUCAAUUAUAUCCAUAGAUAUGAUGAAGUGGCCUUAAUCAAUGCGUCCCCCUUUUAUUACUAUUGUGAAAUGUAUACCAAGGAACACUUUUACACUUUAUUAGAAAUAAUAAUAAAUAUGAAGAAAAAUAAAAAUGUGAAGAAUUGUGAUAUUCUAUAUUUUAUCCUGUUUUAUAAAUUUCACAUAAAUAAUGAGAAUGACUCUAUUUUAAAAAUGCUAAUUGAGAGGAACGAAAAAUUAAAUAUUGUAAAAUUUGAUGAGAAGAUCAUUUUUUUAAAAACCGCCACGUAUUUACUAUCUACCAAUAGAAGCAAAGAAAUAAAGGACAUUAUUUUAACCAACAAAAAUAUGAUAACCAACUAUCUGAAGAAGGAUUUAAAUGAAGAUGUCAAAUUGGAGUGUCUAAUAUUUUUGCGAAGUUUCGGAAGUAUUCUAAAAAAUGACAAAGAUGUGUAUAAAACUUUUUCACCACUAGUUUUAGAAAUUUUAGAAAAAUAUGGAAAGAAUAACGACAAGUUUUUACACUACUGCUUGUUGUUCUAUAUCGAUUUGGUGGACUCCAUCGAGGUUGAUGAGAAGCUGCUUUCCACAUUUAAGGCCCACUUAAACUUUUGCUUAACAAAGCAGAUUUUAAAAUAUAUUUACGGGGUCAACUUAUUCUUGCUUCUAUGCAUAAAGAGUAAACAUGCCUCCUGCGGGGUUACCAUCAACAACCACAUUAACGAAAUUUUGGGGAAAAGUUUGUACAACCAAAGUGAGCUUUUCUACCUGUAUGAUAUAAUUGAGUUGAAGAAAAUUCCCCCGAACAAAUUCUUCUUUUAUCUUUAUUCGCUUGUGCUGCUUCUGCACUUCCUUCUGCAAGAGGAUAAGAAAACCCUAUCAGAGUAUGUAAACGAGAUGAUGAAAGAUUUUUCCACUUUUAUUUACUUUGACCAGUUGGCCAAGACGCACGUAUUGCCCGUGUUACUGGGGGAGAAGAACACGAACAUCGAGGAGGAAAAGAAGAAAAAGGCUCCUGCAAAUGUGCCACACGAAAGUAAAAAGGAAGGAAUGAAAGGAAGUAGCCCCCAAAAUAAGAGGGACAAUAUGCAUAUGUUGACCCUUCUCACCGUGCUGUGUAUGUUGCGCUACCUGGAAGAAAAAAAAUUCGACAAAACAGAGUACAGAAAAAAGAAUGAGAAAAAAUUCCACACCUAUUUGUUGAGUUUAAAAAGGGGAGGAAUUAUUAACGAAGAGAAUUGUGAGUAUCAAAGUUAUGUGGACGACUUUGACAUGCUGCUGGACAUUUUGCUCAUGCAGAAGGAGGUGUAUCAAGUGAUUCUGCACUCGUUCUAUGUGUACCUCUACCUGUAUUGGAACAGUGGUCCGAGAUUUAAAUGCGAUAAUGGGUACGUUUUGAGGCGCUUUCUAUUCAUCCUAUUGUCUUAUGUGGCGAAGAUUGAAUUGGACCCGACGGAAAGGAAAAAUUGCUAUUUCCUCCUGUUGCUAUGCUUUUGCCACCCGUGCAUAUUUUACAAAAACUUGAGGAGCUCCAUAAGUAGGAGAAGAAUGAAGAGGUAUAUAUGUGGCAGAAUAUUGAGCCACGUGAACCUAGAUGCGAUUAUAGCUUUUAUCGUGAAAGGUUCCGAUUACUACAACAGUGAGUUGCACAAGAGUGUGUGCUUACAUUUGAUCGAGGUAUUUUACAUUUGGGAAAUUUUACCACCAUGGGAGAAAAGGAAAGUUGCGAAAGGUAGUCUCGUGGGGGAAGCAAAUGUGUCAAUUUUGGCAAAUCGGGCAGAUAGCGCAAAUUUGGGAGAUGAACUAGAUAAAGAGAAGAAGAGAAAAAACAAAAAGGUAAAAUUCGCACUUGGUGAUGAGUCCAACUGUGCAAAUAAAUAUUCAGAGGAAGCGAAUGAUGGACGAAACUUGGUAACCUUACACGAUCCUGAAGUUAGGAGAAAGCUAACUGCUUUUACGUGCAAACUGAUCGAAAUGCUAGAUGAUAGUAGCAUAGAAAAUGUGAAAGAGGACGAAAUUGAAAUUUGCAAAUGUCCGUUUAACUCGCUCUACGUGGACAAGAAUGUGUAUCAGCCAACCGUCGUUGUUGAAAGCAAAAAUUUGAAGAGGAAUAAACAUUUAUUCUCCAUGUAUGAUGAAGAAACUGCGGAAAUGAUCAUGAAGGAAGAACUGAACAAGAGUAAAAAGGCGGCCGCUAAUAGUAGUACAAGCCCAACGAAAGAUAAAAAGGGAAAUAAAAGCAAAGAGCUAACGAAGGAAGACAUAGAAAUGGAAGAAAUAAAGAAGCAAAACGAGAUAAGGAUAAGGGUACACGGAAUAGUGGAACGAAAUAAAUAUAUCCUCCAGUGUAUUAAAAAAAUGAGUUACAUUGAUAAUAUUUACGACACGAAGUAUAUAAAUCUGUUUAUUAAAAAAAUUAUGGCUUUUUUGAAGAACGACUUAACUAGCAGAUAUUCACAGGCCUAUUUGGAUAGAAUAAUUCAGAACAUGAUAAGCACAAAAUUGCUAACCUGCAAAAAUAAGAUUACAAGAUGUUUGUACAAAAUAAGUAAAUACAACAAGGCAGAUGAAUCAGCAGUCAUCAUUUUCAGCUCCUUCAAUAUGAAUGAAAAGAUUUCCUACGUACUGACGUUAUUUUUAUUCCCCAUAGUGCUGCACAGUAUUAACAUAAUAAAUGACAAAGACGCAACUUUGAAUAUUUUGAAGACGCUGGAUAUUCUCCUUCACUCAAAGACGAAAAUUAAUGAUGAAGAUGCGCUCAAGUGUUUACAAAUUUCGUUUGAAAAGUAUCCCGAUCUGGAUAUAGAGUUGGAGUCCUUCCUUGAUAACUUCAAUUCGUAUUUGCUAAGUGAAAAAAAUGUAAAGGCGCUCCUCGAACUUUGCAUAACGGAGAAUGAAAAACGUAGGAACGUUAUCAUUAAAUCGUUGUACAAAUUUGUGAAAGAUGAAGAUACCAAGGGGGAAAAAAACUCAUUGCACACAAUUUUUAACAGCGAAUUUAUACACCUAUAUGUGAAUAUUUUCCUGAAUGAUUACAACGAGGAAACGCACAAGUGCUGCGAGGAAAUAAUUCGUACCUUGGGAAUUGCUCCCGUGUCGGAUCAGUUUAAGCUAAUAGAUUUGUUACAAAAUGAGUGCUGCGAUUUUCAAAAUAUGGUCUGUAAAGCCAUUGUGGCAUCAACGGAUAGGAAAAAAACGAAGGAACUACUCCUACAACUAACAUCCAAAUAUAUAACCUUUAAGGAGUUGGGAAAAAUUGGAAUAUUGAAAACGAUGGAGGAGCUGACUAAGGAACAUUUUGUCAUCCUCAUCGACGAUGUAGAAUUUAUUUUAAAUUUUCUGCUAGGUUUAUGUUUAGAAGAAAAAGGGGACAUUUCGAAGGUUAAGGAGUUUGUCCUUACGUGCGGUUCAUCGGUGAUUAACUCGUAUAAUGAGUAUUUGCUUAUGAGUAAAAGGAAGGCGAGCAAAAAGAAGGGGAGCAAAAAAGGUCCAAAGAGUGGAACGAGCAAAAACGCCAAGGGGAAGAAGAAGUCCCCAAGUGGAAAACACCAAUUGGGCGAAUCAGAGGAGGAAAACUAUUCACAGGAGGAUGACGAUUUUAAGUAUUACUCCUCAGACGGGUCUGCAUCAUCGACGGAGGUUAAUAGUAGGGGCAACUCGAAUAAUGGAAAUAAAGAAUUAGAAGAAGCCUUCCAGAGAAUUUACAAAGUACUGAACAAAUAUCGUGACAACAAAAAGAGCAACAACAAAAGCGUGGUCGACUUGGUCGUUGUGAUGUUCUAUGGGUGCUUAGGAGCUAACUUGAAAAAGGAAUCCCUUGAGCUGCUAAACAAGCUGAUAGAACAGAUUUUACACAAAGACACGGAUAAUUUUACCCAGAUAGAGAUAAGCAGCAUAAUCCCUAAAUUUAUCGAAAAUUUAAAAAGUGAUAAGGAAGACUUCGAUGAUGAGGAGGAAGAUGAGGAACUUGACGAACUGGAUCAGAUGAACCAAAAUAUGACAAGGUCACUAAAUAGCCGGAUGAACAGUGCGAAUAAGAAAAAAACAGUCACCUUUUACAUCGACGGGAAGGUACACAGCACUCCUAAGGGGGAAAAAGGCGGAGCAACCACGGUAGCAUUAAAUGGUGACAAAAAGGGUGGAAAUGUAGCUCCAUCUGGUGAAGGAAAGGAAGGCGAAAGUGAGACGCAACCAGGAGGAGGAAAAAAAGGAAAGAAGAAGAACAAGGGGGACAAAGGAAACAACAAAAUUAAUAGUAGUAGUAACCCCCUUAGUUGUAGUGCCCACGCAGAUGGACUUCUUUACCUGGAAAAUUACGAUGUAAGUAUAUUGGUAGAGAAAAUAUUUUCCAUUGUUCAAACGCACAAAGAUUUGAAAGUGAGAAAAGGGUGCUGCCUACUUCUGGGAAGUGUUGUAAAAGCACACGGCUUGCAUAUACUAAAACGGUUCAACAUUUUGGGAAAAGUAAACUGCAACAUAUAUUCAGAAGAUAUAAUUAAGAGGCAGAGUUUUUACCUUAUCUAUGGAUAUUUAUUCAAAGUGUUGAAAAUAAAAUUCGAGCCGUACAUUUUGAAGAACUUUAAAUUGUUGCUAGAAUGUUACAAGGAUAAUGUGAAUAAUAUAAAGGUCCUUGGAGUAAGUGUCAUUGAGGAAAUUUUAAAUGACUUAGGUCAGUAUGGAUUGAAGAAAAUUUUACCGUUCAUCAUUUUUAGCUUAAAAAAUUCGAGCAUUAGAAAUAAAGAUAUAGUUUCCUAUUUGGAUACGCUGCAUUUAAUCAUUUCCAAAUUUGACAUCGUUUGCUGUGUGGACAAUCCGACGUUGGCUAAUUUGGUGAACUUGCUAUGCGAGUUGGUAUCCGAAACAAAUUCCAAAGUGAGGGAAAUAUGCAUAAGGAUUUUUAACAAGUUGGAAAAAAUGAUACAAAAUGUGGAAAUGAAGAAUAUCAGUAGGCAGCUUUUGUUAUGUAUAUACUCCCCAAAUGAUAACCAUUUGUGUGACUUUUUGGACAUUUUUUCUGCCAUUUCGUUUCAGUACAAAAUUGAUAACAUUUCGUUGUGCCUAUUAUUUCCAGUUAUUAAAAAGGGAAUAAAUAACAUCCGAUUGGAUCUGAAGAAGAAAGCUUUGCAAAUUUUAUAUUUCCUAAUUUAUCUGGUGAACGAUCAGUCGCUGUUCCUUAUUUACUAUGAUAGUAUUUUCAAACUUUUAAUUGUUCUUUUGAAUGAUGCAAUCCCAGAGAUAAGAUUUUUGACGGCCAAAUCGGUUGGAAAUAUUUGCUACUUCUUGGACGUGAAUAAGAAGCUCUACUACAUUCAGUACAUUUUUAACAUCCUCAUUAAUACGGAAUCGUCGGUAGAGAAGAGUGGGGUAUCCUUAUGCCUGUCGUCCAUCCUGGCCAAGUGUUCGGAAACCAUUGCUGAGCAUUUUAUAUCCACUAUUGUGCGUCUCAUCGAUGUGAAGAAAUACAUCGAGAUGAAGAAUAGGCACGGGAAGAAGGCAAAGCAAAUGGAGGGUAAGAUGAUUAAAGGGGGAAGGAAGGGACCGAAGAAGGGAGGCGCUGGAAAAGGCUCCAAAUCGGUCACAAAGGGGAAAGUCGCAAUGGAAUUCUCCAGUGAGGAGGAGGAUGACGACGAUGACGAGGAUGGGGUGCAGUUCGUUGAUAGUGACAUGGAGGAUGGUGCAUAUUCGACUGGAGAGGGGGAUGAUGAUAACGACUAUGAUGAUGAAGGUGAUACAGAGGAGGACGACAACGACAAUGAGGAUUAUGAUGAUGAAGAAGAGGAGGAUGAUGAUGAGGCCGAUGAAGGCCACCACGAUGACCAGAGCAGCGGGGACGAAAUAUACACCCUGUCGGACGAAAGCGAGGAUGCCGAUUUUGAGGCGGACGAAGAGGGUACGUCGUCCAGGGGGGGAAGGUACUACGAAGAGGAGGAUGACAACGAGGAUGUGGAGGACGAAACCGAUGAGGACGAUGACGACACGCUGACCGAGGAAGAAAGCGAUAGUGACGAUGACGUAUUGAGCAAAAAUGCUGAAAAAAAGUCGACCUAUUUGAGCGGCCUGUACUUAAUAGAAAAGAACGAAGAGAAUGAUUACCGCGUGCAGAUAGAUGACGAUUUGGCAAAUUGGAACCUGGUGUAUGAUAAGAAAAUUAUAAAAAAUGAUAACUCGAAGGAGGGACUCAUUGGUUUUUUCAUAUACAUUCCGGAGUGUGCCCCGAGAUAUACAGAAAGAUUUUUAAAAAAAAUAUUGCAAAAGUUGCUACUCUGCCUUAAUGAUACAAGUGAGAAAAUAAGGGACAUAGCCCUGAGGUCUUGCAAGGUGCUGAUCGGCAUAUUCUCCAGAGACAACACGUCACUCAUUUUAAAGUUCAUCGAAAAUAAGAUAUAUAAUAGUUAUUGGAGGAUUAGGAAAGACACAGUGCUCUUGCUCAAUGUACUGAUUGAAAAAAAUAUAGAAAUUAAUAAGGAAGAAAAGGACAUAGAAACAUUGAACUUAUUGCAUGAGAGGUUUUACUUUAUGUUGUCCCUCAUAUGCAUUAUGAGAAAUGAUAAGAAUGUAAAUGUGAGGCAAACCGCCUACAGUAUUUACAAAAAUUAUGUGAAUAAGAGAAUAUUACAGGAAAUGUGGCCCAUACUGCUGAAGAAGAUAACGCAGAACUUGUCCUCUAGGAGUACUUCAAAGCAAGUCAUCAGCGCGUCAGCAUUGAGCGAUUUAGUUUUCAAGACAGACACCAAUAAUUUGGAAAGCAUAUUAGAGAAUAUGGUCAACGAGUUUAAAACGACAAAAUGUACCUCCAUCAGGAAGGGAAUUUCUCUCGGAUUUUGCGAAAUUUUUUCCAAAAAUAAGUACCACAAUUUGGUUGUUACACAUGUGCAUAACAUUAUUCACAUGAUUAAAGAAUUGGCCAAUCAUAAAAAUACAGGAGAUAUAAUAAAAUCACUUUCCCUGUUGCUAAAAAAUAUUGAUCAAGUUGUUUUGAAGGGUAUCAUUAACGAAUUUGUCAAUGACGUUAUGGUUGCCAGUGAGAAUAGGAAUAGCCUGAAAAAGUUUACUUCCAAACAGUAUAUCAGUUUUAAGAGCAUUAAAAUUUUCCUAAAUGUGCACACAGAAUUGGUCAUUGAUCUUAUUGUGGAUAAAGCCUUGGUACCUCCGUACACCGCUGCGAAGAUGAAGCUCUUGUCCUACGUUUCGUAUGCCAAGUUGAGCAAUUACACUAUCCUGUUUAGGAAACUUGUGCACAUUUUUAUCAAUUUGAUUCUACGCGGGAUGAGGGAGUUUAGGAGCCACGGCUUUGACAUGAAGAACUACUGCGCGGUUGCAUCGUACAGCAUGGAGGAGAACAACCAAGGGGGCGAAAAAAAGGAUGUUUCUGCUUCCACGGAGGAGUUAAAAGUGGGGAAGUCGGACGGGGAAGAAGCAGAAGAUGAAUCGGAGGAUGAUGAACCGGAGGACGAAACGGAUGAGGAAGAAUAUGAGGAGGAAGAUGACCAGGACAGUGGGCCCUUCCAAACGGACAUGAAAAUACAGGACAUUAUAAUAUCCCUUAAAGGCUUCCUAAAAAAUAUAAGCGACAGAAAUGUGGACACACUGACGGAGAUCCUCUUCGCGGAGCUGCGAAAAAACGACAGCGGGGCCGAUUUGUCCUACUCUGGUUUGGAAAAAUUGGAGGACGAGGAAAAGCUCCCAAAUGGGAACAACCUGCAGGGGGGCAACGCAAACUUGAGCUGCAUGCAUAAUUACGCCAAAAUAUGCAACACAGUUAAAUUAGCCGAACUGAAAAAAUUCGAAAGCACAAAGAGAAGUGGAAAAGUGAGGGAAAUUAUUCUGUCCAUUUUUAAGUACAUGUUGGAUAUCAUAAAUGAAGGGGACAUUUCUGCACUGAAUAACGACUCCCCAGCGGGGCAUGGUUCGAAUGUGGCAGAGCAGAAUAGUAGCCGUAAUGAGGGAAAGCUGCGAAAAAACAAACGGGUCCAUAUACUACACUCGUAUAGAAUUAUUAAUUACAUAAGUAGGAUAUCGAAAUAUGCACUAAUAGAUAUAAACAAGAAGGUGCUGGAAAUCGCGUCCAUCAUAUAUAUGUACCUAAUUGAGCAGAUAAAAGUGCUGGAUAGUAACUGCUCCUACGUGGAAACCUUCCAGGAUGUUAUAAACAAAUACAGCAGUGAUAGAAAUUUUGUGCAAGUGCCAGAUGGGAAGUACGAAAUUGUAGGGUUAAAUAUGAACAAGAAAUUAUUCGCCUCGUUAGUAGGUAUGUGCACACAUGUAAUUCUCGUGUCAACAAAUCCGAAUGUGAAAAUCAAGGCAAUAGACAUCGUGAGGAUGAUAUUUUUAUAUACCAAUAGGGAAGUGUCGAAUCCCCAAAUUUUGAAGGUAUCUGGAAUUUUAAUAAGAGUGUUAACGAAUAAAUAUAUUGAUCAAGCCAAAAUUUACAUCUUCUCAACGUUCGAGGUGCUAAUUAGGAAAGGCAGCAAUUUUAUUCGACCGCUAAUUCCCCAACUGCAAACGUGUAUAAUAAAAUCGCUGAGCAACGAAAAAUUGAAAAAUCAAAUUAUUCACAUUUUGAACAUCAUUUCGGAGAAGAAACUCUCCAGGGUGGAUUUGCUCAUUAAUGAUUUACUGAACAAUAUUAAUAUACAGACAAAUCCGCAACAGUCUAUAACCAUUUUUAUGAUUUUGUCGAACAUUUUGAGCAGUCCAGAGGUGAACAUAAAAAAUAUUUUGAACAAAAUUAUUAACUCAGUGAAGUCAAAUUUUGUGCAUAGCAAUUGGAACAUAUCUUCUUUAGCAUGCAAAAUUUAUGUGCUGCUAAUAUUUUUCCACCUGCCAAAUAAGAGACAGUACUUGGAGUCCAUCCUUAUAGCGGAAAAAGCCAAGAUCGAUUUUAGCACCUACUAUUUUGUUCUACACAUAAGUGAAAUAAGUAAUUUUUAUGACAUCCUGAGGAGGGAAAAUAUGACGGAGUGUUUUAAGCAGGUCUAUGAAAAUAUGCUGAAGGAUGAAAUUAACAGUUUGCAAAACGUUUCCUACCAGAUAUUUUAUAAUAUGUCCAAGCAGGAUGACGAGUGCAUUUCCUUCCUGUAUGGUUUGCUUCCUUAUUUGAAGCUGCCCCCCAUGACAGUAAUUUCGGUGGAAAUUCACCGGUACUAUUUUAAGGGCUUGAAAAACAUCUUUAAAAAUUGCCCCCUCAUUUACAAGGAGAACGAGGCCAACUUUUUGCUCAUCUUGGAUAACCUGCAUUUGGCCCUGUCCAACACGGUCCAAGUGUUUAAGUCACUGGGAGAGAGCUGUGCAAAGCACGUCCUCGAAAUAAACGACGAUCGUCAGCAUAAAGCCAAAAUGAACUUCUUAAAAAACAACCUGGAAGGGACAAAAUAUAAUCUACUGCUUGAACAGGUAAAUCGACUUGUGGCGAAGAAGCAUAGCAUAAAAUCGGACUCCGACUAG
This is a messenger RNA of Plasmodium coatneyi, 10302 nucleotides long. RefSeq lists its product as uncharacterized. Bases 1 to 10302 code for a protein of 3433 amino acids. Lineage: Eukaryota; Apicomplexa; Aconoidasida; Haemosporida; Plasmodiidae. The record is from RefSeq and is a predicted model, not a curated record. Gene Ontology annotation, cellular component: cytosol. The transcript has 2 exons. Gene Ontology annotation, biological process: regulation of translation; cellular response to amino acid starvation. Gene Ontology annotation, molecular function: protein kinase regulator activity.